Messenger RNA from Colossoma macropomum (tambaqui), 2178 nucleotides. RefSeq names its product integrin alpha-X-like. NCBI's taxonomy places the organism in Eukaryota, Metazoa, Chordata, Actinopteri, Characiformes, Serrasalmidae. The transcript has 17 exons. Gene Ontology annotation, cellular component: integrin complex; external side of plasma membrane. The annotation marks the transcript as partial. Gene Ontology annotation, biological process: integrin-mediated signaling pathway; cell-matrix adhesion; cell-cell adhesion. The record is from RefSeq and is a predicted model, not a curated record. Gene Ontology annotation, molecular function: integrin binding.
AUGGCCUGCUCUCCUCCUGACCCCCGAGUUAAGAACCCAUGGUCUGAAGCUCUCUUUAACUAUCUUAGACUCUUCUGUCUACCAAAAUCUUUUCUGUCUGUUCUCAGUUUGAUUGUGAGUGAUCCUUUACUACAGCGCGGGAAUAAAAGAGGUCAAGUUUACAGCUGCAUGAUGAACUCAAACUGCUCACCAUUACGGAUUAAUGAGCCUCCUUAGGCUGUUAAUAUGUCCCUUGGUCUUUCAAUGACUAAAGAUCCACGGUCUUCAAAGAUAAUGGUCUGUGGUCCAACCAUCCCCAAAGACUGCAAAUCAACCACCACCUACAACGGCAUGUGUUUUACGAUAGAAGGUAGAAAUGUUGAUGCUGUUCCGAGGGAAUUGAGAGAUUGCCCACCUCCCGCACAAACAGAUAUUGCUUUUCUGUUGGACGGCUCUGGGAGUGUAAAUCGCUAUGACUUUAACAAAAUGAAGGAAUUUGUUAUAAAACUGAUCCAAGGGUUAAUAAGCUGGGAUAUUCGGUUUGCUGUUGCACAGUAUUCUGAUUACUGUACAAUCCAUGUAGACUUCACUUCCCGUUUAAACACCUAUGAAAUAAGGAAUAUUCAACAGAUGGGUAGUAUUACCAACACUGGACAAGCGAUCAACAAGCUUGUGAAUGAACUGUUUGCCAAUAAAGCCAGACCAAACACUAACCGAGUUUUGAUUGUUAUCACUGAUGGUCAGUCAAGUCCUGAUGAUGAUGAUCUGUGGGCUGCUGCUGAAAAUGCGAGGCGGAAUAAGAUUAUUCGCUAUGCUAUAGGGGUUGGUGGGGCCUUUAACAGCCCAAAUGCAGAGAAUGAGCUGAACAUCAUUGCGUCUGAUCCAGACAAAGACUAUAAAUUUAAAGUGGAUAACUUUGAUGUGCUGAACAAAAUCCUUAAAACUCUGGAGACGAAUAUAAUUAGAAUUGAAGGUACCCAGACUUCAGGAGAUUCCACCAAAAUGGAGUUUGCGCAGGAUGGGUUCAGUGCAGCGUUUGUUCCAAAUGGAAAUGUAGUAUUAAGUGCAGCUGGGGCUUUCCAGUGGAAAGGAGGAUUCCAGGAGUAUUCAGCUGGGCGGCCUUACGAAUUUCAGCAGGGCAGUGAACACGACAGUUAUCUAGGUUAUUCCAUGACAGUAGCAACAACAUGGAGCCGCACAUAUGUUGUUCUGGGAGCUCCGAGGCAUGAGCAUAAGGGAGCAGUGUUCAUUUCAUCAGUGCAGACAAAGAGAUUAAAUCAGCUGAAUCAUCCAGAGCCUCAGAUUGGAGCCUAUUUCGGAGCUGAAGUGUGUGCGGUGGACCUGAACUCUGACUCCUACACUGACCUUCUGCUGGUUUCUGCUCCACACCACACACAGGACGGUCAGGAAGGAAAAGUCUUUGUAUUCUCCAUGUCAGACAGGCCAGAAUUUAAAAAAAUGACCCUGAAUGGAAUGGCGGGACAGAAGGGCAGGUUUGGCUCCUCACUGGCCAGUCCAGCAGAUCUAAAUGGAGAUAAGAUUCGAGAUGUAGUUGUAGGAGCCCCAUUGGAGGAUAAUGGACAGGGCAGCAUCUACAUCUUUAAUGGAAGAACAGAGGACAUCACCCCUACCUACUCACAGAGAAUCAGUGGUUCCUCAGUACAGGCGGGUCUGCGGUUCUUCGGCCUGUCUCUGAGCGAGUCUGCUUUGGACCACAGUAGAGACGGUCUGACGGACAUCGCUGUUGGAUCCAAAGGAAGAGUCAUUCUCCUCAGGUCCAGACCCAUUGUGUCCUUGGUGACCAAAGUAACCUAUAGCCCAUCAAAAAUCCCCACCAAAUCCACUGACUGCGCAAAUCCUCUGGAAAACACUCUACGCUUGUGCUUCACUAUGAGCGGACUCGACACUCAGAUAAGAGGUUUGGCUGCAAAUAUUAACUACACUUUAAAACUUGAUGCGAAGCGACAGAACUCUCGGGCGUACUUUUCACCUAAAAACCGCCUUCUGACUGAUAAGAUGACUGUUCAGCUACAGGAGGUGUGCAGAGAGCACAAGUUCUAUAUAGAGACCUGCACAGAGGACGCUCUAAACCCGCUGUCCAAUGAGUUAACAUUUGCUUUUGAGGGCCUCCCUCUUAGCAGACUGGAUAACUUAAAGCCUGUACUUCACCCCGACAUAAGAAAUACUUCAAAUCACAAU